Molecule: messenger RNA, 2652 nt
Organism: Drosophila montana
Lineage: Eukaryota; Metazoa; Arthropoda; Insecta; Diptera; Drosophilidae
Exons: 4
Coding region: 1606-2028 (140 amino acids)
Source: RefSeq, a predicted model, not a curated record
UUCGCACUCUAAUGUGGAGCUUGGCGUAAGUGCCUAUGGAGCACAAUCAGGAGUCUACGUCUGACUCUGUUUAUGACUCGAGCGAGGAGGGGCGAAAUGGAACUGACUCAUUCGGAGGAUGUCGGCGUGGCUCGUCUCGCCGUCUUUAUGGUUGCACCGAUGCUUGGCUGACGUGCACCGCUGAUAUGGCUGACGUGCGCCGCUGAGCCAAAUUCUGGCCUUUGGGGUGACUUCGUGGGCCGCUCUAGUCCGAGAGCUGGUCCCUUCGUUGCCGAGAGCCGUUUAUUUAGUUAAUAGCCUUAUGAUUUAAUAUGUUCGUCUCGUGUCGCACGUAAGUUUAAAGUUUUUUAUAAUUUUUUGUAUAUUUUGACACAAUGUUUAAAUUCGGAUUUUAUUAUUAAACGGCAAAAAAUGUUGUUUAAUUUUAAUUUGUGGAAAACUUCUAUGCCAAGGGCAUAUCCAAGGGCAGGCGAUCCGCUCUCCUUAUAAUCGCUUAAGAGCGGGCGGCCAAUAGUAAUCAUCUCUUUUGGCGCCGUGGAUCGAUGCUGCCGAUAUAGUCAAAUGCAACAUCACCACGCAGGUUAUUGUAAACGCGAAUCCGACCGUUACAAUAGAAUCUGCGUGCGCAUUUCCUUUACUGGUUCGCCCAGCCGGCACCACCCACUUCGUAUGGAACACUCCCAGGGGUUCCCUUUCAAGUCUUCCAGCAGGUACGAGUUGUUGCCUGCUCGACGCAUUACUCUGGCCUUAAGGAACUUCCUUGCAAAUUUGGCGUUAAAAGCUUUCCCAAAAUCGCUUAGCACAAAAUUGCGUCAGUAGACUUCUUGGCCGGGUUCCGCCUGGAACACUCGGGCUCGAGCGUUGUACUACCGAUGACUUCUUUCGUAAGUCUGGUGUAGUUGGCUUUGGACUCGCUGUCUAAUCAGGUGUUUUUUGUCUGCUGGGUGCAAAUGAGAAAUCUCAUGACCAUCCAGAGACCCUAGCCUACGAGCCAAUUUGUAGCAUGCCCCGUUUAGGAACAUAUGAUAUCCGAAAACGGCAAAGAAAGGAGUCACCCCCGUCUCUGUGUGUAUGGCAUUGCGUAUGGACACCUCUAUUUCCGGAAGGUAGAGGUCCCACUCGCGGUGAUCUUGCUCUAUAUACGCCCGGAUCGCCGACAAUACGGUACGAUUAACUCGCUCAAAAAGUGAAUUUUGAAAAAUGGUCGACUACCAUGAAGAUCCAAGCGUACCCUUGCUUCGAACGUGCUCCUCAAUUGUUUUUCCGCGGUCACCGCAUCAAACACGUCUGUCCAGCCAUCAUCGGUCUCCCUCUGGGGUUUCCCGGACAAUUCUCGCAUUGUGAGCAGAAUGUACCCGGCUUGCCGCACCUAUAGCAAAACAUCUUCGGCUCUUUGGACAUGCAGUCUCUAAAGACAUGGUCGAACUGCCUACAAUUCCAGCACACUAGCCGGGAAGGUGUCCUACCUCACACGAAGGCCUCCUCCAGAUCAAUAGGCGGGGUUUCUGCACGAUGUGGUGAUACUUCAACCUCGUGAACUGCCAGCCUCGUUCCUUGCGAGUAACGCGAAGGCUGCUCAUACCCAGUCCGGCUUUUGCGAGCAAUAUGCCUCACCACUUCUAUGCAUUCUUGGCGCAGUUCAUCCACGUUCGCGGUCUCUCAGCGGCUUCUGCAAUCACGCGGCCAGUUGACGCAUGUGGUGGAUAUAGUCGUCCACCCCAUCCAGUUGUCGACUCUAGAAUGCCGCACGUGCAUCCAGUACCACUCGCGGGCACGUCCGUUCAGGAGCAGGCAUUGAUAUUGCCUCUGCAGGUACUCCAGCCGGAACACGAAGUCCUCGACAGAAUGCAUAGCGUCCUCGCCAUCGAACUUGAUGUUCCACCGCUAGAGCUUCAAGUACGCUGUAUCUCGUACGUUUGCAUACGCUUCCUCCGGCUUAAAAUCAUCCGCUGUCCGGGCCUCUACUCGGAAAUGGCGAUUAUUUGGAUUACGCCAGUUCUUCGCCUGAGAAUCUGCAACGUAUACUGAGCUGCUGGAGGAGUACUCCAUUCAUCGCGCGUCUUGUCUGUGUGGCUUCGGUGGCACCGGCGGUGGGAAUGCCUCGCGCUGGAGCACUUUUCGCUCUUUCGGGAUGGCGCCUGUUCGCGGUCCCGGCACGACAUGUCUCGGCGGCUUCGGCGCAGUGUAAGUCUCUCCGGCGUGGCUCCCUGGCGGCCUAAGCACAUCAAUGAUACCCUUCAUCAUCUCCAUGAAGCCUGUUCGCAUCUCCCCGCGGAUGGACUCGCUGAUGCUAGAUGGCAGAGCAUACUGAUACGUCAGGUGGGCCUGAGCUAUCGUCACGUUCGCUGCCGAUGUGAGCACGGAGUCCUUCGUCGGUUUUGGCAACUCCAGAUUUUGUGGAGGUCGAUCUUGUUGUGCCAAUUCCUUCUCUAAGUCUACCAGAUGACCCUCCGCCGUGAUCUGUCUCUCAUGAAAUCCCCGGAAAUUCAUGGGCGUUCUCGCUAGACCUCCUGCCGAACGUGGCGGCGGCAGUGCCGCCGCUCCGUCAGCUUCGCAACCCCAAUCAGACAUCUGAAAACUGCCCCCAUCUCUUCAAUAAGGCUUACUACCUUAAAAAAAAAAAAUCGCAAAUAAUCCCUAUUAAAUAAAUAA